AUGAGCACAUUUAACGGAGCACACAAAUAUUUCGGUCGAACACCUACGAAAUGGAAUAUUCAUGAGUUUUUAGAGGAAUUACAGGAGAAAGCACUUCAACGAAAAAUAGAAGUUUAUCUUCUAUCUCUCGAGACCAUGGCUGAUAACCUCAAAACAGAGAAAGGUCCAAGAUAUGACAUGGCACGACUGUUGCUGGAUAAACUGCGGGUCGAGUUACAAAACAAGUGUUGGGGCACAGAUAAACUAAAAUGGGUGAAAUCUAAUGAAAGUGAAUCAGCUAGUAAACCCUCAGUUAAUCUAUACAACCCGACAAUUACCGGGAGUACUAUAAAUUCUCUGAUUAAUUCAGGAACAGUUGAUAAUUCUAAAAGAAAAAAGAAUAAUCAAUCGGUCGGCUCGACCGUUUCAAAAAAGGCCAAAACCAUCGGCGAAGAUUUGGAGGAUGACGAUUUAUUAAACAAUAAUAGAGCCGAAGGAUUUACACAUUCGAAAGCUACACCAUCAUUAGGUUCACAAUCCUUGGAGAUGCCAAUUGGAGCUACUUCCGGGUGUGAUAUACCACGUACUCUGCCUCAUCAAAUUUGCUCUACACCUAAAAAUCAAGAAUUGCUUAAACGAUUAAAGCAAGAAAAACAGCGAGUGAAAUCCAC
Acaulospora morrowiae is the source of this 650-nucleotide messenger RNA. The record is from the annotation of a GenBank genome assembly. Lineage: Eukaryota; Fungi; Glomeromycota; Glomeromycetes; Diversisporales; Acaulosporaceae.